Molecule: messenger RNA, 816 nt
Organism: Nematolebias whitei (Rio pearlfish)
Lineage: Eukaryota; Metazoa; Chordata; Actinopteri; Cyprinodontiformes; Rivulidae
Product: EF-hand calcium-binding domain-containing protein 1
Exons: 6
Coding region: 49-720 (223 amino acids)
Molecular function (GO): calcium ion binding
Source: RefSeq, a predicted model, not a curated record
CCAUCGAGCCGUUUUGAACCGUGCGCAGUUUCGUCUCCACAUUUCAACAUGUUUAACAUGUCGGCUAUGAACAGGAGACUAAUCAAAGACCUCGCUAAAACCAUGUCAAAGAACGUGGAACACUUCGAUAAAACAGAGACGGAGUGCCUGGUCCGGGAGUUUUACGUCCUUCUGGACGUGCACGUGAGUCCUGGCAAGGAAUGUCAGGGUGUGGACCGAGAGCGGUUCAGAGGCUUCCUGCACAGCGUGUUUGGGAUGAGCAGAGACACCAUGAUGGACGGAGUUUUCAGGGCUUUUGACAAAGACAGGGACGGAUUCAUCAGUUUGAAGGAGUGGAUCCAGGGACUGUCCGUGUUUCUCCGGGGGACUUUAGAUGAACAAAUAAAACACUGCUUCAGUGUUUACGACCUGAACGGAGACCAGUUCAUCUCCAGGGCAGAGAUGUUGCAUCUGCUGAAGGACAGCCUCCACAGACGGCCCACAGAGGACGACUCUGACGAAGACUACGACCCCGCUGAAGGAGUCAAAGAGCUGGUGGACAUGACGAUGAGCAGGAUGGACGCUGACGGAGACGGCCGCGUGUCUUUCGAGGACUUUCAAGCUGCAGUGAAACGGUCCAGUCUGCUGCUGGAGGCCUUUGGACCGUGCCUCCCCGACGCCUCGCCCGUCGAGAAGUUCGAGCAGCAAGUUUUCACGAGCAGCUACGACGACGUGUUGUAGGAGCCGCUUGUCACGUCUUUGAAUUCAGUUUAUAAUUAGAUUAUUUUAGGGUUGAUUUAAAUUAGUGUUUUUAUUAUAAUUCUUUAAUUUGUUUGG